GAACAGUGUAAACAAAGCAGUAUUCAUUCGAUUCCCCUUUUUUGCUGCUGAAAGAGGCGAAAUUCUUCUUUAUAUAAUAUUAUUCUUGAUAAAUGAAAAUCUGAAUGCCUGAUCAAUUUGAUGAAAACUUCGUUGGUGUGGACGAUAACAUAAAAAACAUGGCCCGAGUGGGAAUGGCCCUUGAUCGUGAGCUAAACGGGAAUACGUAUUCAUAUGAUUUAAAAGAAAACAGAAACCCUUCGUAUGCACAGAAUAAAGACUCCUUCGAACCUUUUUUCAAGGAAACGCCCAAAUCGAAAAGUAUCAAUAAGCAUUUCCAAGAUUUUACGAUGAAUGGAUCUUUAAGUACACAGCCAAGUGUAGAAAAGCCAAGAGGAAGAAACAUGAAUUCCUUUGAAGAAAAUAGCUUCAACCGGUUAAGAAACAGCAGUAAUCUGUUUCACAUUGGGUCUCCCGCUUUGUCUGAUCCUGGAAGCCUCAAUCGAGCAACGGAGGAUACGUCGAGCUAUCGAAAUAAGUUUUUGUCUGCUUUUCAGAGAAAGAGGGAUCCAAGCAAAGGCGAAGAAGUCAUGUUGGAUGAAUCUCCGUCUUUACUGAGGAAAGGAUUGGACCAGACACCUCUAACAAAGCGUCAAAACAGGAAUUUAUUAUUCGAUUCCCCAAGUGAACGUCUCCCAAAGAAACCCGAAACUCCAUGGCGGAAACCUGGUUUGCGAUUUCAACCUACUCCGCAGCCUUCGAAACAGGCACUAAAGGAAACGCCGUCAUCAUUAAAGACAGCAGCCAAACUGAUGGAGCAGUUGGACCUGGACUCGAACGAUGUUCCUUUUGAUUCUCAAAACCAAACGUCCUAUCGUCUUCCAAACAUGACAAACCUUUCUCAACUGGUCCAAGAUCCAGCAACUGAAAAUACGACUCGUGCCUCCCAAAGCGGUCGCUUGCCAAACCUAGAUACUGUACCAAUAGCAGAAACAGAUGAAAAGCUGUUUUAUGCUCACAAAGCUCUAGAACGAAAGCUCGAGGCAAUGAAACAAGAACAUUCUGACUAUGAGGAAGAGAUUCUACAUCUUCGAGAGCGGAUUGAUCAUCUUACGGAUGCGUAUAAUCGAGAAAAGAAGAGAGCACGAAGCUUAGAAGAUCGUAUGUCGAGAGAAUUAAUGAUGAAAUAUGACAAUAAAGAAUCCGAAAGUGUCGAUCCCUCCAUAACCUCAAGGUUGCUAGCGACUACGAAAGAGAAGGAAGCGCUUAUAGAACAAGUCAAAUCGUUACAAGAGCAAUACGAUCAUAUACAGCAAGUAUAUAAGAAUGUUUUAUUAGACCGCGAAAGCUACAUCAUGAGGUUAAGCACGAAGGUAUCUGAGAACCAUGAACUAAAUAAUGAAAAUCAAAAGUUGAAGGAGAGGCUUCUUGUUUUGGAAGGCAAAGAAAAUAAUACAGAUGAACUAAGGGAUAUAAAAGAAAGAAACCUUCCUGAUUGGGAAAACAACCAAAUUUUCCGUAGCGAAACUUCUGGAGGAAGAAACUUGAACGAACCAAAGGAGGUGGAUAGUGGCUUGAAAAACAAGGAAAGUAUACUACCUAGUCACAAGCAACACUCUCCACCCGAAAAUCAAAACCUUGUGAAGGAACUGACGAAAGAAAUCGAAAAGAGGAAGGCUCUGGAGCUAAAACUGCUUUCAUUACAAAAUAACGGAAAACAAAAGAACCAUCGAUCAAAAAGAGUUCAUGUAUCACCAACUACCAACAAGAAGAAAUGGAAGAAGGGUGAGGAAUCGGAUUUUGCUUUGGAUGGCGAGUCCGAAUGGAGCGAUGAAAGCGAUUUCUUGGAUACAGAAGACGAAGAAGUAGAAGAAGAAGCAAGACCAAGUAUUCGAAGGAAAGAACCUGUUAACCAGAAAAGGAAACACUUGGAUGAUUAUUCUGGAUUAGUGGAAGACAGUUAUUUAGGAGAAGAAGGUUUAGAUUGGAGCCCUAUGUUACAACCAGCUUUAAAUAACACCAAAGAGAGAGCUCAUUCACCUGAGCUACCAAAGCAUAUCCUUGAUCAAGUAGAUCAUAUCAUAAACUGCAAUGCUGUGCAUAAGCCUGAACAGUGUACAGUGUGCCACGGACGCCAGCAAGAGGGUCCGGCAGUUAGUGAUCUCUGGGGGAAAAAUGAAGAGCCUUUGCAUCCGGAUGUGACAAUGCGACCGAGUCAGCCUCCGCAGAAAGCGUUGAAGGAUGUUAUGGAGCAACUGACGAAGGAGUUGAUGGGUUUGAAGAAGCAAUAUGAGACCUUCUCGAAGCGCUACAAUUCGUUGACUCCAGAAUAUCACAGACGCAGACGCCAAACCCUAAAGGUCAAGCUGAUCAAGAUUUUAGAGUUGAUGGAAAAGAAGUCAGACCAGAUUUACGCUCUACAUGAUAUACAUAUUGCUGAAACGUUUUGUGAAGAGUAAUUAUAAGCCGGCUGGUACGGUUGCGACUACUAAAACAAUAUGGUUUUCCUAAUUGUUUUAUAUGAAUUUUUAAUCUUAAAUAAUUUUUUGUAAUAAUGAAGCUAGAAUAGCAUCGAUAUCAACGACUAUUAUUUCUUAAUAAGUAGCG
Molecule: messenger RNA, 2586 nt
Organism: Schizosaccharomyces cryophilus OY26
Lineage: Eukaryota; Fungi; Ascomycota; Schizosaccharomycetes; Schizosaccharomycetales; Schizosaccharomycetaceae
Product: spindle pole body protein Ppc89
Exons: 1
Coding region: 105-2438 (777 amino acids)
Molecular function (GO): microtubule binding
Source: RefSeq, a predicted model, not a curated record